This is a messenger RNA of Rotaria sordida, 1161 nucleotides long. The record is from the annotation of a GenBank genome assembly. Lineage: Eukaryota; Metazoa; Rotifera; Eurotatoria; Philodinida; Philodinidae.
AUGGCAUCGUCAAGUGAAUCAAUUAAAUUAAUUAUUCGUACGACAAAUAAUAAAUAUGCAGAUUUUGUUCUGGAAAUCUCACCAUUAUUAACUGUUCUUGAUCUCAAACAAAAAAUAACAUUGAAUCAUCCAACUAAACCAAUACCUAAAGAUCAACGAUUAAUUUUCUCUGGUAAACUUCUUGAUGAUACCGGUGUACUUAAUCAAAUAUUUAUUAAAUCAACAUCAGGAUCAUCAUUUAUGGUUCAUCUUGUUCUUGAUUCGGAUAAAAAUGCAUCUACACCAAGAAUUCAACAACCAACAACAGUACAAACACCUUCUAUUGUUACAGAACAACAACAACAGCAACAGUCUUCGUCUUCUGAAAAGUUAAUUACAUCUCCACAUUCAAAUACUUAUGAACAGUAUUUAGAAGAAUUAUAUAGAUAUCAACAACAACUUCAACAAUUUAUAUCUAAUCCAAAUGCAAAUCCACCAAUAUGUAAUUAUGAAAGUCAAGCUUAUUUACAAUAUUGUUAUACACAUUAUCAAAUGUAUCAAAAUUUACUUGCCUAUCAAAGAACAGUAAUACCUUCAUCAACAAUUACAACUACUUCAACACAACAAUCAACUUCUACUGAUACAAAUACUACUCCUCCACCAGCGGCAGUCCAACAACCAGCAGCAGGAAAUAAUAAUAAUAAUAAUAAUAAUAAUAAUAAUGACCUUGAACAAGAGAAUGAUCUAUUAGGAGUAUUGAAUAUGUUAGUUGAAUUAUUUGUACUCUGCUCGAUUAUUUAUUUUUAUUCAACAUUCAGUCGUUUUCUUGUUGUUUUUGUUAUUUUUGUUCUUCUCUAUUUACAUUGUCGUGGUUAUUUAUCUAUACAUAGACGUCGACGUGCAGUACAAGUACCACCAGCACCUAUUGUUCCUGAACAAGCUGCUGCUGCUGCUGUUCCUGCUGCUGCUGGAAAUGAUGGCGAACAAGGAGGAGAAGAUGAAGUCGAACCAGAAGUAGUAGCAAAUGAAGCUCAAAAUCAAAAUGAUAUUGAGCAUCAACGUCCUCCGCCACCUCCGCCUGGUUCUGUUGGUGAAAAUCAAAUAACAACAUCACGUCUUUUAUUCACAGCUAUAUCAACAUUUUUUUCAUCAUUAAUUCCGGAAAGACCACAACGUGCCUAA